AUGAUAACAUUAUUAUUGAUUUUUGGAGUUUAAGGUCAAUAUUUACCUACAAGUACUGGAUGUUUGGGAACAGAUUAUUUAUACAAAUUUGAAGAUUUAUCAUUCUGUUUUACUUGUUAAAAAGGAUGUAAAAGCUGUUGUGAUCCAUAAUUAUGCAAUGAAUGUGAAGACAGAUACAGAUUUAAUUCAACUACAUCUACUUGUAUUAGAUGUCCAGUAUUUAAAUAUUUCAUAUUUAGGUAAACUGUGAAGUAUGUGAACCAGAUGGUUUAUUUUCUAAAUGUUCAAAAUGUGAAACAGGAUAUAUAAAAUAAGAUGAUGGUAGCUGUAAGAAAUGUGGAGAUGAUUGUGUCUCUUGUUCAUUGGCAGAUUAUUGUUCAUAAUGUGCAGAUGCUUUCUAUGUAGAAAAAGGAAGUAAUAAAGAAUAAUUAUGAAUUUCUAUAGUUUGUAAAGAUUGUCCAUAUGGAUGUAAAAGUUGUACUUAAGUUGAAGAAUAAUUAUUUGUGUGUGAUACUUGCAUUGAUAGAUAUUAUUUAGUAGGAGAAUAAUGUACAAAAUGUCCAACUGGAUGUCUAAAAUGUGAUGACGAUUUCACUUGCACUAGUUGUGAAGAUGCUUAUGUAUUGAAAGAAACUAAACUUUGUGAAUUUUGUACUCCAAAUUGUAAAAAAUGUUCAGAAAAUACAUGUACUGAAUGUUAAAUAGGUUAUGUUUUAACAGCAGAUAAUUAAUGUCUAGGUUGUCCAGAUAUUAAUUGUGAAAGUUGUUAAUAGGAUGAUAGAACUAAAUGUACUAAAUGUGCAUCUAAAUUUUAUUUACUUAAUUCAACUUGUAUUGCUUGUGAUGUCAAUUGUAAAUAAUGUGAUACUCCAGGACAUUGUGUUGAAUGUAAACCAGGAUAUUUUAUUAAAAAUGGAGUUUGUACUGCUAAUUCUAUUAAAUAUUGUUAAGUACAAAAUGAAACUGCAUGUCUUACUUGUGAAAGUGGAUAUUAUAUUAAAAAUGGUGCAUGUAAUCCAUGUGGUGAUAAUUGUUUGUAAUGUUCAGGACCUUCAUCAUGCAAUUAAUGUGCAACUGCUUAUUUCUUUAAUGGUUUUUAAUGUUAAGGAUGUGGUACUGGUUGUGAAAGAUGUGUUGAUUCAAAUAUUUGUCUUAAAUGUACUUAUGGGUAUAUAAUAUUAUAUAAGAUAGUUUUUAUAUUUCUAAAGGAGUUUGUGAAAGAUGUAUAGAUGGAGUUUGUUAAUGUUCAAUUAAAGAAAAUAUGAUAUAGAAUUAGAGCAAUUAAAUCAUAGUUUUGAUGUUAUUAUUAUUAUUGAUAUUAUCAUGA
Paramecium pentaurelia is the source of this 1327-nucleotide messenger RNA. The record is from the annotation of a GenBank genome assembly. NCBI's taxonomy places the organism in Eukaryota, Ciliophora, Oligohymenophorea, Peniculida, Parameciidae.